Diorhabda carinulata is the source of this 1173-nucleotide messenger RNA. RefSeq names its product phospholipase A1-like. The coding region runs from base 140 to 1129 and encodes 329 amino acids. Lineage: Eukaryota; Metazoa; Arthropoda; Insecta; Coleoptera; Chrysomelidae. Gene Ontology annotation, molecular function: lipase activity. The record is from RefSeq and is a predicted model, not a curated record. The transcript is spliced from 7 exons.
UCGAUAUGUAGUUUACUAGAACACAAGAUCAAGUUCAAGAAUUCAAAAUAUCAAAUUGAAGAAGUUUUACAGUUAGGCCGUACGCGUCAAUGGAAUAUAAAGAAAAAGUGACUGUAUCAGGUGAUAUAAAUUAAAAGUCAUGGAACUAAGUGUUUCUAUUAGUAUUAUUUUGAAAAUUAGUAUUCUGUUUAGUUUAAAUUUUACAGUUCAUGGUGGUAUAUGGAACGUUUGGAAUGUUAAUUAUUGGAGAUGUGUUUUGAAAAAAAUUUAUGAAUGUCCAGAUAAUAAUAUCAGAUAUUAUUUAUACACUCCAGAAACUGGUACAAAAAGACUGACUAUAGAUAUAAGGAAUCCGUACGCUUUAAAUUAUUCUGGGUAUGAUUAUCGCAAAAAGAACGCAAUCAUUAUUCACGGAUUUAACGGUACUGAGUCCCGAACACCGAUCACAAUUUUACGUAACGCUUACAUUUCAAGAAAAGACUACAAUGUAUUCACGAUAGACUGGUCGACAAUAACGCCAUUUCCAUGUUAUAUAUCUGCUCUAUCAAAUACGAGGUUAGUCGGACAAUGUGGCGCGAAGUUCUACGCUUACAUCAUGGAAAAUGGAGGCGACGCAAGAAAAACCACUUGCAUCGGACAUUCUUUAGGAGCUCAUAUUUGCGGAAUGAUGAGUAAUCAUUUGGAUAAAAGACAACAUAAAAUUGUUGGUUUGGAUCCCGCUAGGCCCUUAAUUGAUCGUUACGCUAAUAAAUUAUUUAAACUGUCAACGGAAGAUGCUAAUCACGUACAAGUGAUUCACACGAACGCUGGAUUUUUAGGUGAAGUAAAUCAAGUAGGACACGUGGAUUUUUGCGUGAACGGUGGAAGAUUUCAACCGAGUUGUUAUGGAACUAGACUACAACGAGCUAGAUGUAGUCAUUUUCAAAGUGCUUGUUAUUUUGCACAGACUGUAAGAUACGGUAACUCAAUUAUGGGGAGACCUUGUAAAGGGGGGUGUCCAAAGAUGAACUCGAAUUGGGGGUUUUCACCUGGGAAACCAAUACCUAUGGGAGAAGAUACGCCUUUUGGGGUUACUGGGAGUUAUUGCGUGCAAACGAAUACUUUCAAAGAUUGUCCUUAUUUCCAGUAAAAGUGAAAUUCAAUGGCAAUUAUAUUAUGUACAUAUAUUUUCAA